This is a messenger RNA of Chaetomium fimeti, 1013 nucleotides long. RefSeq lists its product as uncharacterized. The coding region runs from base 236 to 823 and encodes 195 amino acids. NCBI's taxonomy places the organism in Eukaryota, Fungi, Ascomycota, Sordariomycetes, Sordariales, Chaetomiaceae. The record is from RefSeq and is a predicted model, not a curated record. The transcript has 3 exons.
UUGUUUCCGGUCUUGGCAUCUUUCCUCUUUGUUCGCUUCUCUUCGUAGUCGUCUCAACUUUUCCCACCAAUUCGUUACAGUAGCCAGUCCAUUCUGUACCAGUGCCUGCACAUUUGGGUUUCUUUUUACGUUUUCCUAGCCUUCCUUGACCGGACAACGUCGUCACCCAAUUGAUAUACAUAUUUUAACGUCGACGUCCGCACCGUCCGGAGAUUCCGGCACCACCCUCGACAGCAUGGCCCCGGCGGUCGCCCACCUAUUCGCCCGGGAUUACGAGAAUUGCACAUUCGACGAGGAAGGCUAUAUCGAUGAGAAUAGCUGCUAUGUGCCCUUUUGGAGCACAAGGACGGGGACUAUCGUGAAGUGGUCGCUCUUCCUCGGCAUAAUAGUAGCAGCUGGGCUUUACCUUCUGGUUGGCUAUGUGCACGCUCAGAAGAGAAUAAAGAAGGGCCUGCCACCCCUAUCAUAUCACCGAUUCCUUGUCUCCCGCGCAACACUCGCCCGAGUUGACCCUCGCUAUCGGCCUGUCCAACCGGGAGCCGUCUACAUACCCACUGCCGCUGAGCGGAACUAUUACGACAUGCAGGCAAUGCCCCCGCCUGUAUACGAUCCUAAUGCGCCCCGACCCCCCAUGUACGAACCUCCAUCCGGCUCGACCAAGAUCGAACCCUAUCAACAACAGCAGGGUGUCCAACAAAGCCAACAGCCGACUGAGCAGCGCUUUGAGUAUGGACCACCACCUGGCUCACCGCCGGUACCCGGUCCGUCACAGGGCACAUGCGCACCGCCUCCGGGACCUCCGCCGAGUGCCGUCCGGCCUUAGGGGACGGGUAACACCAAUCCUUUCCGAGGCCGAAGGAGGAAGGUUUCAUGGGCAAACAGCGUCUCGCAGGGAUAGAGGGAGGUGAAGUGCGUAAUGGUAAUCACCAAGUCAGGAGAAAGGGGCGGCUGGGGGGUUAUAAGAAACGGCGUUAGGUUCAGGGCGGCACCCAUCUCGGCAUUGCUUUGCAUUU